AUGUCACUUAAAGAUUUCAAGAUUAUGUCAAAAUUAGGUGAGGGAGCCUACUCAACAGUGUAUAAAGUGAGAAGAAUUGAGGACAAUGCAGAAUACGCCUUGAAAAAGGUUAACCUAACAAACUUGAGUGAUAAGGAGAAAUAAAAUGCUUUAAACGAAGUUAGAAUAUUGGCUUCUAUUAAACACCCCUUUAUAAUCAGCUACAAAGAAGCCUUCAUUGAUGUCAACAGCAAUUCAUUAUGUAUCGUGAUGGAACUUGCUGAUAAUGGAGACCUGUUCUAGCAAAUUUAGAAAUGUAUCAAAUCAAAUACAUUUAUGCCUGAAAAUGACAUUAUGAAAAUUACUUUUCAAAUUGCUAGUGGUUUAAAAGCGUUGCAUGAUUUAAAAAUAUUCCAUAGAGACUUAAAAAGUGCAAAUAUUUUUUUGUAAUCAAAUGGAGAUGUGAAACUGGGAGACAUGAAUGUUUCAAAGGUAGCCAAAAAGGGAUUGCUUUACACACAAACAGGAACACCCUAUUAUGCAAGUCCUGAGGUGUGGAAGGAUCAGCCCUAUGAUCAGAAAUCUGAUAUCUGGUCGUUGGGAUGUGUAACUUACGAAAUGGCUGCUCUCAAACCUCCAUUUAGAGCAGAAGACAUGGAAGGACUGUACAAGAAAGUAAUCAAAGGUCUCUAUCCAAGACUUCCCUCCCAAUAUUCCUAAGAUUUACAAAAUGUCAUAAGGAUGAUGUUGUAAGUCCAAACACACUUAAGACCCACAUCCUAAGCCUUAAGUGAACUCCCAUAUUUUAAUAGAUUUAAAACACAAACAAUCGAAGAUCAAAGCAAGUUGCUAAAUACUAUCAUAUUCCCUAAAAAUUAAAUUUCCAUUGCAAACAUGUUACCCAAAGCUAAUUACAGCAAUCAAAAAUAUAAAACGGAGGCCCAUUAAAAUAGUGACACCCAGGAGACCAUCAACAGAAAUAGACAAACAACUCUAGGAGCUGGUUCAUAGUAGUCUUCUCCAAACCCUACUAGAAUUUCCUAAUACCUGGCAGAAUAGGAAUUGCUUUUAAAAUAAUAGUAUUCAAUAAACUAUUCUGGGAAGCAUAAGAAGGCACAUAACUAUUCUGAUAGGAAUGUGAUUGCCAAGAUCCUACUUGAAUAUUAGAAGGAAGUGCCCAUUUAUCAAUAACUAAAAUAACGAUAUCGAAGACUCUCUUAGGAGGAAACUCCUUAUUUGCAAUAGAGAAGGAUCAGUCAAUUGCCAGUGCUAAUUGAACAUUCGCCAAAUCAGAAACGAAAUAAUCGGAAUUAGAGUUUGCCAGCUUAAAAUUUGCCUAUAAUCUGA
Messenger RNA from Paramecium tetraurelia, 1326 nucleotides. RefSeq lists its product as uncharacterized. Lineage: Eukaryota; Ciliophora; Oligohymenophorea; Peniculida; Parameciidae. The transcript has 5 exons. Gene Ontology annotation, biological process: protein phosphorylation. Gene Ontology annotation, molecular function: ATP binding; protein kinase activity. The record is from RefSeq and is a predicted model, not a curated record.